Molecule: messenger RNA, 746 nt
Organism: Drosophila biarmipes
Lineage: Eukaryota; Metazoa; Arthropoda; Insecta; Diptera; Drosophilidae
Product: thioredoxin domain-containing protein 17
Exons: 2
Coding region: 310-711 (133 amino acids)
Cellular component (GO): cytosol
Molecular function (GO): protein-disulfide reductase [NAD(P)H] activity
Source: RefSeq, a predicted model, not a curated record
AACAACCGGAUGCCGCCACUGCCGGAGAUAGCCGCAAACAAAGAGAACAACAAAAAACAUAAAAAGACUGAAAACAGCGAUUUUGUGCGCCCCAAUUGCCCGAUAUACCCGCCGGUGGCCGAUAAGCGGCGGCUAAGCAACGCACAAGAGCCGGCGAUAAGAUCCAGAUAAGAUUGGAAUCGCAAUCGGAGAUUGGAAUCGCAGUGGCCACGAAUCGCCAUCUCCCGGAGCUCCACUCACGCGCACACCGGCCACUCCGCCGCCCGAGACUCCGGAAGUAGGACCUAGACCCAGGGACACAGCAUCGAAAUGCCCGAAUACGUGCCGGCACGCGGCUUCAAGGAGAUGGAGAACCUCCUCAAGCUCUACGACAGCAAGCGCUGCCCCAUCUACAUCUACUUCUACGGCGAGAAGGACAAGCAGGGCCGCAGCUGGUGCCCGGACUGCGUGGCGGCCGAGGACACGAUAAUGACCGCCUUCCGCUCCAACGCCCCGGCGGACAGCAUCAUCCUGGUGGUGGACGUGGGCAACCGGGAGUUCUGGAUGGCCAAGGACAACCCGUUCCGCAGUCCGCCCUACUCGGUGGACGGCAUUCCGGCGCUGCUGCACUGGAAGGGGCCCGAGCGCCUGGACGGCGAUCAGCUGCUGAAGAAGAACCUGCUGGAGCUCUUCUUCGAGGAGACGGACACGACGAAAAAGAGCACCGUGUAGCACACUCAAUAAAAUGCGAUUUGAGCCGAAACUCA